Nymphaea colorata (pocket water lily) is the source of this 845-nucleotide messenger RNA. Its product is annotated as protein NUCLEAR FUSION DEFECTIVE 6, mitochondrial-like. Lineage: Eukaryota; Viridiplantae; Streptophyta; Magnoliopsida; Nymphaeales; Nymphaeaceae. Gene Ontology annotation, cellular component: mitochondrion. The record is from RefSeq and is a predicted model, not a curated record. The transcript has 3 exons. Bases 88 to 405 code for a protein of 105 amino acids.
CCACCCCCCCUCUCUCUUGCUCUCCUCUCAAGCAAAAGUAGCUGUCAGCGGGAAGACCCAAGAGGCUGAAACCAAGCUGCAUCAGCCAUGUCUAGGGCAGCAUCAGCGUGCGCCAAGACCAUCAUUCGUAGCCCUGCGUUGAGGAGCGCCUCCCGCCCGGCGACGAAUCUCAUCUCUCCCUCCGCCAACACCUCGCAGAAGGCCUCGCGCUGUAGGCCGGCAUUUCGUCUUCCAAGGCCUAACACGACCACCAUAUCCUCCAGAUACCCUGUGGAGUUGAGCAGUUCCUUGCUUUCUAUGAUGCCCUUUCACAGCGUCAAUGCCACCGCCAGGCUCCGGUCAAUGCUUUCGCCCUCGUCCCCAAGCUGCUGGGGAUGGAUUUCUGAAGGUAAUGAUGAUGUAUGAUGGUCACUCAUCAAUUAGAUUGAAGACAGUUGCAACUUUGAUAAACUUGUGCUUGUGGGGGAUCCACAAGAUGAGUUCUAUGAACUUUAAAAGACUGGGUGGAUAAGCUACUGGAUGCUUAAUGAGCUUACUGUUGAACUGAUUGUCAUCCUGCUCUUUUUGACGCCAAAUUGUGGAUUAGCCUAAUGGCAAACCUACAUGUUGCUUGUUUACGUGUCACCAAGAUGUGCUUUUGCAAUCCUUCCAUUAUAUUGAAACUGAGCUGCAGCAGUUUUGUGGACAAGGACAAUGAAAACAUAUCUAUGAAAAAUGUGAUUCUGCUUUGUCCACUGUUUUUUUUUUAAUUACUGAGCAUAUCACCUGCUCCAUAUGUGUACAUAAAUGCUGCCUGUUCGAAAUACACAAACUAGAUACUCUUUAGCUGCUUAUCUCAACUUCAA